AUGAUUCAAUUUAUUCUUCUGUUCAGUCGACAGGGCAAACUUCGUUUACAAAAAUGGUACACACCGCAAACGGAGAAGUCGAAGAAGAAGAUCACACGUGAAUUGAUCGCGGCAGUUCUUUCACGUAAACCAAAAAUGUCAAGCUUUCUCGAAUGGAAAGAUCUGAAAGUAGUCUACAAACGAUAUGCUAGUCUUUACUUUUGUUGUGCGAUAGAACAAGAUGAUAAUGAACUACUAACAUUGGAAACCAUUCAUCGUUAUGUGGAAUUGCUCGAUAAGUACUUCGGCAGUGUUUGUGAAUUGGAUAUUAUUUUCAACUUUGAAAAAGCUUAUUUCAUCUUCGAUGAAUUCAUCCUUGGCGGAGAAAUUCAAGAAACAAGUAAAAAAAGCGUUCUGAAAGCUAUCAAUGAUCAAGACAUCAUUCAAGAGGAAGAAUUGGAAGAAAAACGCAGUGUACUCGAAGACCUUGGCUUUGCGUAA
This is a messenger RNA of Adineta ricciae, 480 nucleotides long. Lineage: Eukaryota; Metazoa; Rotifera; Eurotatoria; Adinetida; Adinetidae. The record is from the annotation of a GenBank genome assembly.